AUGUUCGAUUCAGUGCACAACCUCAUUAGCGCUGUACUGGCUGUCGUGGUCAUACUCUCUAGUAUAAGCGCCUACCGACACCGUAGACGCAAUCCCCAUGCUCUGCCUUAUCCACCAGGACCUAGUCCUCAUUUCCUCGUCGGAAAUUUCUUUGAUAUUCCCAAGAAGAGGCCAUACAUCGAAUACGCGAAAUGGUCCAAGCGAUAUAACAGCGACAUCGUGUCGUUUCACGUUCCAGGGUUUCACACCGUCAUCGUCAACUCUGCGAAAGUCGCGAAAGACCUCUUCGAGAAACGGUCUGCUAUCUACUCCGAUCGGCCGAGUAUGGAGAUGACGAAUCUGAUGGGGUUCGAAUUUUCCACAGGCUUAAUGCCGUAUUCGGAUUCCUGGAGAGCCCACCGCCGUAUGAUCCACCAGAUGUUUCGACCGGAUGCAUUACCGUCAUACGAACCCUUGCAGAGGGAUACGGUGAAGAGUUUGCUGCAACGUAUCCUACAAAACCCGAACGACGUCGUCAAUGAAGUGAAACAUUACGCCGGCUAUUUUCCGAUAAAGCUUGCUUAUGGCCGUGAUAGCGUUGACCCCAUGGGUGACCGAUAUAUUCGAGUCGCAGAGGAGGCGAUGGAGAUGGUAGGAGACAUGUUGUUUCCCGGGGCGAUACUGCUAAAUGCAUUUCCCACCCUGAAACAUCUACCGAAGUGGCUCCCCGGAAUUUACGGCUUCAAGACGUUCGCGGAGAAGUGCCACCUGUUGACGGACGAGAUAAAGAACAGUCUUUUCGAUGCUGUGAAGCUUGACAUUGCGACACCAUCGUCAUUGACGACGGAUUACCUCCAUAAAUUGGAUAUCGAGGAACGGAAGGCUCAAUGGGAUGAGAAGACCGUCAAAGAAGUCAUGGCUAACAUUCAUCUCGGCGCCGCAGACACCUCCAUGGCCGCCAUGCAAGGAGCCAUCCUCGCUCUCCUCCUCAACCCCGCCGCCCAAACCCGCGCCCAAGCCGAACUCGACAAAGUCAUCGGCAGAGACCGUCUGCCCGAUUUCUCAGACCGACCACACCUGCCGUUCGUGAAUGCGAUCUGCAGGGAGGUCUUGAGGUUGAAUCCGGUUUUACCGCUCGCGCUUGCGCAUGCUGCGCUGAGAGACGAUGUGUAUGGGGGGUGGUUUAUACCGAAAGGUUCGUUCUCCCAAACUGUGUACAGGGCUAUAUUACACGACCCAGAAGUCUAUCCCGAGCCUGAAAGGUUUCGUCCCGAACGUUUCAUCACGCCAGAAGGAACACUCUCCGACGACGAUAUCAUAUCUGUCUUUGGGUUCGGACGACGAAUCUGCCCAGGGCGUCACUUCGCCGCCGACGCGCUCUUCCUCGUCGUAGCUUCCAUCCUCUCAACAUUCGACCUCAUCAAAGCGAAAGACGAAGACGGGAACGAAAUAGAGGUCGGUGGGGAGUAUGUCGAUGCGGGGAUCUGGUACGUUCACCAUCCGGUGCCGUUCGUCUGCGUUGCACGGCCUAGGGACGAGAGGGCGGAGACGCUGUUGAGAGCUACGGGAUGA
Stereum hirsutum FP-91666 SS1 is the source of this 1551-nucleotide messenger RNA. Its product is annotated as cytochrome P450. Lineage: Eukaryota; Fungi; Basidiomycota; Agaricomycetes; Russulales; Stereaceae. The transcript is spliced from 11 exons. The record is from RefSeq and is a predicted model, not a curated record. Gene Ontology annotation, molecular function: heme binding; monooxygenase activity; iron ion binding. The coding region runs from base 1 to 1551 and encodes 516 amino acids.